AUGACAUCACCUACGCAGAAAAAUUUUGAAGCGACUUCCAGACUGCAAAUUAAAGAACAAACUAUUGAUGAGAUGUAUGGAAUACCAGAGAACUUUCUGGAAAUUGAAGUGCGGAAUCCCCAAACUCAAGUAACUAUUCCUCCUUUGCCAGGCAAGGUUUUUACCAAUCGAUUUUCCGAUGAGGUCAUUGAAGCUCGUUUUCUGUUUGGAAAUGUCGAUGAAGAAGGUCAUUUGGAAGAUUCAGGGCUUGGUGAGGAAAUCCGUGAAUCUUUGCAAAAAGGUGCUGAAGAAGGUGCUGUGCUAAGUCAGAUUUUCUCGGUCCGUUCACUGGGAAUUGAAAUUGACGAUGCCGCUGGUGAAAGUGAGGCAUCUGCACAUACACCAACAUAUGCACCAGGAGAGUCUAGCACUAAACAUGCUGAUGGCGCUGUUGACUACUCUGAGUCUAUGGAGGUUUACACGGAUGAUCCAGGUGAACUGGUGUUUACAGAAACACACUAUCAACAAGGCUUAAACCGUGUCAAAGAGAGUAUGCAAACAUUGGGCUUACCGCCUCAGCAAGCUUUCAAUUUUGAUGAAACAAGCUGCUAUAAAACUGAAGAUAUUCAUAUGCAUGGAGUAUCAGGUCUUCCUAAAAAUGGAUUGGAAUUUCACACUCACUCUCAGCAUAAUGUAGGAAUACCGAUGGCUGGUGCGCAACCAUCUACAAACGAAAUGUUUGACAUAACAACUUUGUAUCCUGCGUUCGAAAAGGACAAGAUCUUAAAAUUUUCAGAUUUAUUUGCAACAAAAAUUAAAAACCGAAAGUUGAACCCUUUGAGCAGACAUGAUGAGACACAACUACAAUUUAAUUUUGAGGUAGAUGAUAGAAAACUAUUUGAAUCAUCUCAGCAACUCCUUAUUGAGGAACCAUGCCUCGAUGACAACGUUGAAAAUAAAGCUAUUAUCAAGACACCUACUUCACCUAUGAGUCAAAUUUCAGAAAGCAAUUAUGAGAACGAUGAUGUUGAUUUCAAGCUUGAUGAUGAUGUUAGACAAUCAUUUUGGAAAGUUCCUGGUAAUCCCAAUACUUAUUAUUCCAUUACAAUGAGCACAUGGGAAGAUAAAAUUUCAUGGGAUAGUGACGGUGACGAAGUUGGCGACGAAUCUGCUAGUUUAAUUAUGAUAAACAUUAAACAGUCCAACAUGCCUUUCAGUUAUCGAAAUACUGAGUUCGAAAGUGGAGAGUGGCUUAACUCUAUAAUAUGGGACGAUCAUAAAGGCUUGGCUCCUUUUGUCAAAUUAACAUUAGAUAUGAAUGAUCCGAAUAUGCUUUUCAAUUAUUCUAUUAUUGACUUACCAACGAUAAAUAAUCCUGAUUCACAAGACGCAGGAUACAAGCCAUCAACCAAUGAAGAUGAUGACAGCGGUAGCAAGGCAAAAAAUGACGAUGAUGAUGCACAGGAUGAUUCUAAGCUUGCCCUGGAAGAAUCCAAACUACCGAUUGAACAACAAUUAGCACCUUGGAUAACUACGCGGAAUUUUUUGAAUGCCACGCAAACAAAUGCUAUGCUGAAAUUACAUGGCGAAGGUGAUCCAACAGGAAGAGGCGAAGGCUUCAGCUUCAUUAGAAUCUCUAUGAAAGAUAUUUUUCUGAAGGCCGGUGAAACCGCCCAAGAAAAACUUGCGGAAAUUGUUAAUAAGCCUAAAAGUGGUCACAAAUAUAAUGUUGUAGAACAAUGGAAAAGAUACGGUCAAGAGUUCUCCUCACUUAGCAAACGUGAUGAAAUAACAUCUGAUACGGAAUUAGAGAGGCAUGAUGAUUCUCGUAUUACCGAAUCUGGACAGUAUAUGCAAGAACAAUUUAUGGACAAUGACGACAAUCAGAUGGAUAUUGAUGCUGAAAUUCAAGAAAUGAUCGAUUCAACCAUGCCUAAUAAUGAAAUGUCACCUUCACCGGCUUUAGCAGAUUUUGAAGAUGUAGCUUCUCCUGACG
Messenger RNA from Racocetra fulgida, 1975 nucleotides. NCBI's taxonomy places the organism in Eukaryota, Fungi, Glomeromycota, Glomeromycetes, Diversisporales, Gigasporaceae. The record is from the annotation of a GenBank genome assembly.